Messenger RNA from Aspergillus chevalieri, 990 nucleotides. It is a transcript of the gene COQ3, whose product is annotated as 3-demethylubiquinone-9 3-methyltransferase. The record is from RefSeq and is a predicted model, not a curated record. Gene Ontology annotation, biological process: ubiquinone biosynthetic process. Lineage: Eukaryota; Fungi; Ascomycota; Eurotiomycetes; Eurotiales; Aspergillaceae. The transcript has a single exon. Gene Ontology annotation, molecular function: 2-methoxy-6-polyprenyl-1,4-benzoquinol methyltransferase activity. Bases 1 to 990 code for a protein of 329 amino acids.
AUGCCACCCCUCCGACGAGCAACACUCACGACUCGCAUCCUGACCUCCUUCCUCCGAAACACAACCCCCCACCGCCUCCAUUCCACCGGAACCGCACCCUCCUCCGUCUCCGCCGAUGAACUCUCCCACUUCUCCGCGCUCGCCAGCAGCUGGUGGGAUCCAAUGGGUCCUUCGCGGGUGUUGCAUUUGAUGAAUCCGCUUCGCCAUGAAUUCAUUGCAUCUUGUCUAGCUGAAGGGCCGCCGACGUAUGAUCAUCAACAACAACAAGCAGAACAAGCACAGGCGCACCUGCAUUAUCUAGACGUAGGCUGCGGGGGCGGAAUCUUCGCAGAGUCGCUCGCGCGGACAAUCCCAUCAACAGAGAAUAAGACGGUAACGCCUACCCGCGCCGCUUCAAUCACAGCACUUGAUCCUUCCUCCACGCUUAUCCAAAUCGCCCGCGAGCACGCCCGCACCGAUCCUACGGUCGAGGCGCACCUCCGUACCGGCCGGUUUAGCUACCAGAACCGAACACUCGAAGAUCUAAUCGAAUCUACCGCUACCGGUGAAAAGAAGCAAUUUGACAUCGUCACCCUCUUCGAGGUCCUCGAGCACAUCGACCCGUCUACCUCUUCGCCUCUUGCCUUCCUCACGAACUGUCUGCGUCUCGUGAAACCUGGUGGUUGGCUUGUUGGUUCGACGAUCGCGCGCUCAUUUCCGUCGUUCCUUGUUAAUCAGGUUAUCGCUGAAGCGCCGUGGCCUAUUGGUGUUGUGCCAAGGGGGACGCAUGAGUGGAGCAAGUUCGUGAACCCCGAUGAGGUGAAGGUGUGGGUGCAGGAGGGGUUGAUGAGGGGGAGAGAUGGAGCUUCUGAGAAGGCUGGGAGUGAGGCGUUGCAGGGAUCGCAAUGGAAGUGUGAGGGUGUGAUGUAUUUCCCAGGAUUAGGGUGGAAGAUUGUGAAGGGGUCGGAGGAUUGGGGGAAUUACUUCUGGGCUGUUCGGAAGGGUGUUUAA